CCGCCGCCUGGGAGAGGACUGAAGGAGCAGUUGCCGCCGUUGGCGGCGGCCUGGGCAGUUUUCGCUGCUGCUACGGCUGUUGCCAUGCGGUGAGGCUAGGGAGGACCUCACUUCCCCGGGGUGUAAUAAUGUUAACAGAGGCCAGUCUAUCCAUAUGGGGAUGGGGAAGCCUUGGCAUCGUCUUUUCAGUAACCUUUGGACCCUUUGUAAUAUUUUAUUUGGCCUUUUAUAUCCUCUGCUUUGUGGGUGGGGGUUUAGUGGUUACUCUCUUGUUUGGAAAGACAAACUCAGAAAAAUACCUAGAGCAGUGUGAACACUCAUUUCUUCCUCCAACAUCAACUGGGGUUCCUAAGUGCUUAGAAGAAAUGAAACGGGAAGCCAGGACUAUUAAGAUCGAUAGAAGAUUGACGGGUGCCAAUAUUAUUGAUGAACCUCUCCAGCAAGUUAUCCAGUUUUCCUUGAGGGAUUAUUUCCAGUAUUGGUAUUACACACUAAGUGAUGAUGAAUCUUUUCUUCUUGAAAUUAGGCAGACUCUUCAGAAUGCUCUCAUUCAGUUUGCUACUAGGUCAAAAGAAAUAGACUGGCAACCUUAUUUUACUACAGGCAUUGUAGAUGAUUUUGGCACGCACCUACGAGUAUUCAGAAAGGUUCAACGGAGAAUAACAGAGAAAGAUGAUCAAGUAAAAGGUACAGCAGAAGAUCUUAUAGAUACCUUCUUUGAAGUUGAAGUUGAAAUGGAGAAGGAAGUUUGCCGUGACCUAGUGUGCACUUCUCCCAAAGAUGAAGAAGGAUUCCUAAGAGAUUUGUGUGAGGUUUAUUUAUUGCUACCUCCUGGAGAUUUCCAGAACAAGAUCAUGUGAUACUUUGUCAGGGAAAUCCUUGCACGAGGAAUUCUUCUUCCAUUAAUAAAUCAACUCAGUGAUCCUGAUUAUAUUAAUCAGUAUGUCAUAUGGAUGAUCCGUGAUUCAAAUUGCAACUAUGAGGCCUUUAUGAACAUUAUUAAAUUGAGUGACAAUAUUGGAGAAUUGGAAGCAGUUAGAGACAAGGCAGUAGAAGAAUUACAGUAUCUUAGAUCUUUAGAUACAGCUGGUGAUGAUAUCAACACCAUUAAAAAUCAAAUAAAUAGCUUAUUAUUUGUAAAGAAAGUAUGUGACUCAAAAAUACAGCGGUUGCAGUCAGGCAAAGAAAUAAGUACUGUGAAACUGGCAGCAAACUUUGGGAAACUUUGCACAGUCCCUUUGGACAGCAUUCUUGUCAACAGUGUUGCACUACAAUUUUUUAUGGAUUACAUGCAGCAAACUGGAGGUCAGGCACAUCUUUUCUUCUGGAUGACAGUGGAGGGCUACCCGGUUACAGCCCAACAACAGCUAGAGGUUUCAUUAAGUCAUCAGAAAGAUGGAAAACAUCAAACCAACCAAACCAAAGGUCUCUUAAGAGUAGCUAUUGUUGAAAUUUAUGAACAGUAUUUGUCUGAAAAGGCAUCUCCAAGAGUUACUGUUGAUGACUAUUUAGUAGCAAAAUUAGCAGAUACUCUGAAUCAUGAAGAUCCAACCCCUGAAAUCUUUGAUGACAUUCAAAGAAAGGUAUAUGAAUUGAUGCUACAAGAUGAAAGAUUUUAUCCUUCCUUCAGACAAAAUGCCCUUUAUGUGCGCAUGUUAGCUGAGCUGGACAUGUUAAAAGAUCCUAGUUUCAGAGGAUCAGAUGAUGGGGAUGGAGAAUCUUUUAAUGGAUCUCCUACAGGAAGCAUAAAUUUGUCUUUAGAUGACCUUUCAAGUGUAUCUUCUGAUGACACAGUACAACUUCAUGCUUACAUAUCAGAUACUGGAGUUUGUAAUGAUCAUGGCAAGACAUAUGCAUUAUGUGCCAUCACCGUACACUGGCACAAUCUAAACAGUGAGGAGAUGUGGAAGACAUAUCAUCGAUACAGUGACUUCCAUGAUUUUCACAUGAGAAUUACGGAACAGUUUGAAAAUCUGUCAAGCAUAUUGAAGUUUCCUGGUAAAAAGACUUUUAAUAAUAUGGAUAGAGAUUUUUUAGAAAAGAGAAAAAAUGAUCUAAAUGCCUAUUUACAGUUACUGUUAACUCCUGAAAUGAUGAAAGCAUCUCCAGCUUUGGCUCACAGUGUCUAUGAUUUCCUUGAGAACAAAGCCUACAGUAAAGGAAAAGGGGACUUUGCUCGUAAGAUUGACACUUUUGUAAAUCCACUUCGAAAUUCUAUGAGGAAUGUUUCAAAUGCAGUUAAAUCCCUUCCUGAUAGUUUGGCAGAAGGAAUGACUAAAAUGUCAGACAACAUGGGCAAAAUGUCAGAAAGAUUAGGUCAAGACAUAAAGCAGUCAUUUUUCAAGGUGCCUCCUUUAAUUACAAAGACUGAUGCAUAUCCUGAACAUUGUUGAGUCUCAGUUCAACUUGAUGAUAACGUGGAUGACAAUAUUCCACUUAGGGUAAUGCUGCUUCUUAUGGAUGAAGUAUUUGACUUAAAAUUUCAGUGGUUGCGAAGAAAUAUCAAAAACCUACUUCAACAGCUUAUUAGAGCUACAUAUGGUGAUACUAUAAACAGAAAAAUCGUUGACCAUGUUGAUUGGAUGACCUCACCUGAACAAGUAGCUGACUCAGUGAAACAUUUCAGAGAUGCAUUUUGGCCAAAUGGCAUUUUAGCAGAGUCUGUUCCAUGCAGAGAUAAAGCUAUUCAAAUGAAAACAAGAAUUGCAGGAAAAACAAAAUUAUUUGCAAUUAUGCCAGAUGAACUGAAGCACAUCAUUGGUGCUGAGACAACAUGGAAAGGCAUUCUUUGUGUUUUUGAAAUGUUUCAGCACAACCAGGUAAAUAGGAGAAUGGUUUGUGUUUUCUUGGAAGGUUUUUUAGAAACCUUAUUUCCACAGUAUAAAUUUCGUGAACUUUUCAACAAACUGCAUUCACGGUCAAAGCAGAUGCAGAAAUAUAAACAGAAACUUCAAACUACUCAAGCACCUUCUUUACAAAAAAGGUGA
Molecule: messenger RNA, 2987 nt
Organism: Sciurus carolinensis (gray squirrel)
Lineage: Eukaryota; Metazoa; Chordata; Mammalia; Rodentia; Sciuridae
Product: sorting nexin-13-like
Biological process (GO): positive regulation of GTPase activity
Cellular component (GO): early endosome
Molecular function (GO): phosphatidylinositol binding
Source: RefSeq, a predicted model, not a curated record